AUGACGAGUUGGCUUACAUCAGCUCUUCAAACAGUUCGUGAUAAAUCAGCAGAUGCAUUGGAAUUUGUUCGCCGAGAUUUGACUGAAUUUACAACAGUAGUCAAAAAUGAUACAGAAUCUUACAUAGCUAAAAUUAAAAGUCAAGAAGUUGGAGAUCUCGGUAUCAAUCGAUUUGUAUCGAAAAUAAGUGGUGCUGACAAGACCGAAGAGAAUACAGAAAAACCUAGUUCUCUUAAACCGUCAUUCGAUCGCAUUCAUAGUGAAUUAACUCGAUUACAAAAUGACGAAUCAACAUAUUUAACUGAUCCUGUACAAACUGAGGCGUAUGAAACUUGGCGUCAAACAUCGGAGUUUAAUGUUGAUGAUCGGAAAGGCGAUAUUGCACAAUUAUUAAUCGAUGCUCCUCAUGUACGUUCCUUCUAUGCAAAUCUUGUUCCAGCACAGACCACGCAUGUUGAUUUUUGGUCUCGAUAUUAUUUUCGCGUGCAUCAACUUGAAGAAGAAGAAGCAAGACGUACGCAGUUGCUCCGACGUGCUCAUGAAAUCUGUUCGGAAACCAAUGAUAAUGCAGGAGAAGACAAUGCUAACGAUUGGGAUGAACCCGAAGAGAACACUUCAGAAGAAGCACUGAAGACAACUGAAGAGCCAUUAGCUGUAAUUGCAUCUGUCGAACAUCAUGAAGAACAACAGGAAACGAUACACACGGAUUCAUCUUUUGAAAAACCAUCUAAUGAACGUAGUGAAAGUGAUACAGGUGAUAGUUGGGAUAGAGAAUUCGAUGAAACAGAUGUUGCUUCGUCAUCCCUACCAUCAGCAUCAGACGCUGAUCCUCUUACCCAAUCUGCAGAAACAGUUACAUCGGAUAAUUUGUCGGCAUCAACAACAACGACAGCAGCAGCAGUAGCAUCAUCAACGGAGAAGAAAAAUACGAAUGAAUUUGAUGAUGAAUGGGAAGCAUGGUCGUAA
Molecule: messenger RNA, 966 nt
Organism: Adineta ricciae
Lineage: Eukaryota; Metazoa; Rotifera; Eurotatoria; Adinetida; Adinetidae
Source: the annotation of a GenBank genome assembly